Solanum lycopersicum (tomato) is the source of this 1001-nucleotide messenger RNA. RefSeq lists its product as uncharacterized. NCBI's taxonomy places the organism in Eukaryota, Viridiplantae, Streptophyta, Magnoliopsida, Solanales, Solanaceae. The record is from RefSeq and is a predicted model, not a curated record.
UUAAGCCGAAAACAGAUCAGUGGCAUUCAUUUAGCUGCGCCUCAUAAUCACAACAGUAGCAUCAAACUGCAAUUGCAGCUAUGGUGAUGCUUAUGAGCAGCACCUCAUCCUUUUCUCUCCUCCCACUCAACUCAAACCCCUCUACAUCUACCACUGCCGCUGUCGUCGGCAACUCACCCGCCGUUCUUCAUAGUGUCAACUGUUGUACAGAUUAUCUAUUUAGGAUCGUUUCUGGCCAUCGGAUAAGACAAGUGGCUGUACGGAAUAGCAAUCGAACGGCUGAGGUUACUUCAUCCUCUGAUUCUGUAACUGAUUUAGAGUCGGCGGCGAGUGUGGUGAGGAAAUUCUAUGCCGGAAUAAAUAGGCGGGAUUUGGACUCUGUCGAAGAACUUAUUGCUGAGGAUUGUGUGUAUGAAGACCUUGUAUUUCCUCAACCUUUCGUUGGCCGUAAGGCAAUUCUAGAUUUUUUCAAGAAGUUCACUGAUUCAGUUGGUUCUGAUCUGCAAUUUGUUAUUGACGAUAUAUCCAAGGAGGAUUCAUCAGCUGUUGGAGUCACAUGGCACUUGGAAUGGAGGGGAAGACCUUUUCCUUUUAGCAAAGGAUGCAGCUUUUAUCGAUUGGAAGUGGUGAAUGGCCAGAUGAAAAUACUUUAUGGCAGAGACAGUGUGGAACCUGCAGUCAAGCCGGGGGAGACGGCAUUGGUUGCGAUAAGAGGCGUGGCAUGGCUGUUGCAAAAAUUUCCCCAAUUGGCAGAUCGGUUGUGAUUGAAGAAGUAUGAUUGGUCUUAUAAGAUUGAAGUUAAUUUAUGAGGGGAAAAAAAAUCAGUAUAUACAUGUCAUUACUUGUAAUGUAAGCCUGAAAGGCUUUACUAGUAUGUACAUAAUGAAUUUGUGCAUAGUUACUUGAUAAAAAUAUUCAUUUCCACCUUGUAUGUCAUGGUGAAUAAAUUAAAUUUUACUAUUCAGAUUUACAGUAAUAUUUUAGGGAGAAGUGCACAAAUA